GAAGAAAAAUACAAAACACUAAAAAACCUCUCCUCCUCGUCUCUCCGCUUCUCCCUAUAAAGCAAUCCCUCUUUUCUUUACCCUAGUUUCACUUUUGCCUUCCUUCGUUUCUCGUCUUCUUCUUCUUCUUCUUCUUAUUCUUCUUCUCUGAAACUACUCUUGUCUUUUUCUCUGCUUUUCAAAGGAGCGACGACAUGCGUGAAAUCCUUCACAUCCAAGGAGGCCAAUGCGGCAACCAAAUCGGUGCCAAGUUCUGGGAAGUUGUCUGUGCCGAGCACGGCAUAGACCCCACCGGACGUUACCAGGGAGACUCGGAUCUCCAACUCGAGAGGGUUAAUGUUUACUACAAUGAAGCCAGUUGUGGGAGGUUUGUUCCUCGUGCCGUUCUCAUGGACUUGGAGCCUGGCACGAUGGACAGCGUUAGGUCCGGAACUUACGGCCAGAUCUUUCGCCCGGAUAACUUCGUUUUCGGACAGUCUGGCGCCGGAAACAACUGGGCUAAAGGUCAUUACACGGAAGGGGCCGAGUUGAUUGAUUCUGUCCUCGAUGUCGUCCGCAAAGAGGCCGAGAACUGUGACUGCUUGCAAGGGUUUCAAGUGUGCCACUCCUUGGGAGGUGGAACUGGGUCUGGGAUGGGGACCCUUUUGAUAUCGAAGAUUAGGGAAGAGUACCCAGAUCGAAUGAUGUUGACUUUCUCGGUGUUCCCGUCUCCUAAGGUCUCUGAUACGGUUGUUGAGCCUUACAAUGCUACUUUAUCUGUUCACCAGCUUGUUGAAAACGCGGAUGAGUGCAUGGUGCUCGACAAUGAGGCCUUAUAUGACAUUUGUUUCCGGACAUUAAAGCUUACUACUCCUAGCUUUGGUGAUUUGAAUCACUUGAUAUCUGCAACAAUGUCUGGGGUAACAUGCUGCUUAAGAUUCCCCGGGCAGUUAAAUUCUGAUCUCCGGAAACUUGCUGUGAAUCUCAUCCCAUUCCCACGUCUCCACUUCUUCAUGGUGGGUUUUGCUCCUCUCACCUCGCGAGGCUCUCAACAGUACCGAGCUCUGACAGUUCCUGAGCUGACCCAGCAAAUGUGGGAUGCCAAGAACAUGAUGUGUGCAGCUGAUCCAAGACAUGGCCGAUACCUAACAGCCUCUGCCAUGUUCCGAGGCAAGAUGAGCACCAAGGAAGUAGACGAGCAAAUGCUUAACGUCCAGAACAAGAACUCUUCUUACUUUGUCGAGUGGAUUCCCCACAAUGUGAAAUCAACCGUCUGUGACAUCCCACCUACUGGUCUUAAGAUGGCAUCAACCUUCAUCGGAAACUCCACCUCUAUCCAGGAAAUGUUCCGGCGGGUGAGUGAGCAAUUCACUGCCAUGUUUAGGAGGAAAGCUUUCUUGCAUUGGUACACAGGAGAAGGAAUGGAUGAGAUGGAGUUUACUGAGGCUGAGAGCAACAUGAAUGAUUUGGUUUCGGAGUAUCAGCAGUAUCAAGAUGCGACUGCAGACGAGGAUGAUUAUGAGGAAGAAGAAGCAGAGUAUCAGGAAGAAGGCUAUUAAAGGGAGGUUGCUAUUGGGAAGGAGCAUUAACCUCAACUUCCAGUUGCUGGUUGUUUUAGUUUUAAGGAUGUAAAAGAAUGGUACUUUUGUUAUCUUUGACGGACAGCUUUGAAUUUAGCUUUUAAAACUUGUUGAAUGUAAGGAAAUUUUAUAUCUAGUCUUUCCCCUUUUUCAAUUGCAAGGUUUGCUGGUUCUAUCUGGAA
Messenger RNA from Carica papaya (papaya), 1741 nucleotides. It is a transcript of the gene TUB7, whose product is annotated as tubulin beta-7 chain. Gene Ontology annotation, biological process: microtubule-based process. Lineage: Eukaryota; Viridiplantae; Streptophyta; Magnoliopsida; Brassicales; Caricaceae. Gene Ontology annotation, cellular component: microtubule. The record is from RefSeq and is a predicted model, not a curated record. Gene Ontology annotation, molecular function: GTPase activity; structural constituent of cytoskeleton; GTP binding.